This is a messenger RNA of Pistacia vera, 762 nucleotides long. RefSeq names its product transcription factor ABORTED MICROSPORES-like. The transcript has 5 exons. Gene Ontology annotation, cellular component: nucleus. Gene Ontology annotation, molecular function: sequence-specific DNA binding; DNA-binding transcription factor activity; protein dimerization activity. The record is from RefSeq and is a predicted model, not a curated record. Gene Ontology annotation, biological process: regulation of DNA-templated transcription. The coding region runs from base 1 to 762 and encodes 253 amino acids. Lineage: Eukaryota; Viridiplantae; Streptophyta; Magnoliopsida; Sapindales; Anacardiaceae.
AUGAAUGCUAAUUUCUCAUCACCAGUUAAUAAUGUGCAUUAUAAUGGACGGUCAGAUUCAAUCUCAGAUUGCAGUGACCAGAUUGAUGAUGAGGAUGAUGCCAAGUAUCGGAGGAGAGCGGGGAAGGGACCUCAAUCUAAAAAUCUUGUAGCUAAGAGGAAAAGAAGAAAGAAGCUUAAUGAUAGGCUUUAUGCUCUUCGAGUUUUGGUUCCUAAAAUUUCAAAAAUGGAUAAAGCUUCAAUCCUUGGUGACGCAAUAGACUUUACAAAGGAGUUGCUAAAGCGUCAAACAGCUGCUUCAGGUAAUGACAGUACACUUCCUAAAGUGCAGAAUCAAGACCUAGGAAUCACUAAUGACAAGACACAACAAAUGGAGGUGCAAGUUGAAGUGGCUCCAUUAGAUGGAAACGAGUUCUUUGUUAAAGUGUUUUGCGAACAUAAGCCUGGUGGAUUUGUAAAACUGAUGGAAGCUUUGAAUUCAUUGGGUCUGGAAGUGACAAAUGCAAAUAUAACCCAUUUUAGGGGACUUGUUUCUAAUGUGUUCAAAGUAAAGAAAAAAUGUAGCGAGAUGGUUCGAGCUGAUCAUGUGAAGGAUUCUUUGCUGGAGCUAACAAGAAACCCAUCUAGAGUAUGGCCUCAUGAGAUGACAAAAACUUCAGAUUGCAUCAAUGGAGUGGAUUAUAAUCCUCAUCCUCCUCAUCAGCAUCACCAAGAGCACCACCUUCGCAAUCACCGUAUGAGUUUCCACCACCUUCACAAAUAA